Messenger RNA from Adineta ricciae, 909 nucleotides. Lineage: Eukaryota; Metazoa; Rotifera; Eurotatoria; Adinetida; Adinetidae. The record is from the annotation of a GenBank genome assembly.
AUGUCGCGACAAAUAACAAAUGAAAUACUUGAUUGGAUUUGUAUUCUGAUGCUUAUACUUGGUACAAUUGGAAAUCUUCUUGGUCUUAUUGUAUUUUCUUCUCGGAAAUUUCGUCGAACGAGUUACGGACGCUUAGCUAUCGCAUCGUUGAUUAUUAAUCUCUUAUGUGUGUUUCGUUAUUCGUUUAUUCUACAUUCAAAAACACGCCGAUGGAUAACUUAUACCGUUGGUCAAACAUGGUUUAAUUGUAAAUUAUAUCGCUUUUCGUCGUGUCUGCGUAUCCUAUCUGCUUUUAUUAUCGUUGCUUGGACGUACGAACGAUUUACUUAUGUAACAAUUAAUUAUAGUUCGUAUAUAAAUCAUCCAUCGUUGAAAAGAUACAAAUUUGCUUCAAUGGCUUUGGUUUCGUUUCUGAUUGUGGGUGCGUUGACUGGACCGACUGUUUAUUUUUAUCAACCAAAACAUAUUCAUUUACCUAAUGAACAAGGCAAUUUCACAUUUAGAUCAAGCAAUUCUUCAUCGUUUGGAGGAAUGUCGACGAAGAUUAUCGAUACAACAAUCUUUCCACCAUAUAGAACAGUUUGUGCAUUGAAAGAAUCGAUCUCGUCGUCUUGGAGAACAUUUUUAACUGACGUAGCCUUCGCUUUCAAUUAUACAACAUUACGUUCAAUAUUUUCCGAAAUCAUUCCGUCACUUCUUGUUAUUCUUUUCGAUAUUGGAAUUAUCGUUCAUGUUAUUCAAUCGAGUUCAUCUAUCGGAUCGCGUAGUUCAUCAACAGUUGCUCGCACAAGUUACCGUGGAUCGAUUACGAACAAGGAAGGUGCUGAUGGUCUUGUCGUACACAAUCGUCCACGAACAUCCUGGAUGAAUGUUGUCUUAAUAAUUCAUUCAUUUUUGUUNAAACGAUGA